AUGAAUACCAUCGAGAUCAUGCGGCGGGUAUUUGCUCAGCAUGGGGUUUGUGUAGAGCUCGUGUCUGAUAAUGGAAGACAGUUUGUGGCUGAGGAAUUUAAAGAGUUCAUGACCCAAAAUGGUGUAAAGCAUAUACUGAUACCCGCUUAUCACCCAAGCAGUAAUGGGCAGGCCGAAAAUACAGUAAGAACAUUCAAACAAGGAAUGAAAAGGGCGAUGAGAACAUUGCAAUCGUGUAAUACAUCUUUAAAUACCAAGUUGUGUCAAUUUCUACUGACUUACCGAACUACACCUCACUGUACAACAAAGCGCACGCCUGCAGAGCUCAUGGGUCGGCAGUUACGCACUCGCCUUGAUUUACUACACCCAGAUGCAUCUCAGCGAAUUGAAAGAAAAGCUUCAGAGAACGAGAAACCAAUGAUGGAACUCGAUAUAGGGGACGUGGUACUGGUUCGGGAUUAUCGUCAAAACACCAAGAAGGGCAUAUGGACUCGAGGAGUUGUGGUUCUUAAAUUGGGUCCAUGCACAUACAAUGUACAAGUGGACGGUAACUUAAUAUGGAAGAGGCAUAUUGAUCAAAUGAGACUGAUCUCCAAUGAUUCUCAAGAUAACAAAAAUGAACUUUUAGCACGUGAUUUUUUAGAGUUGGUCAGCUAUCCAGACCCGCCAUUACCAAAAGAGUUCAUAAAUACUCGUGAAUAG
Molecule: messenger RNA, 702 nt
Organism: Macrobrachium nipponense
Lineage: Eukaryota; Metazoa; Arthropoda; Malacostraca; Decapoda; Palaemonidae
Exons: 1
Coding region: 1-702 (233 amino acids)
Biological process (GO): DNA integration
Molecular function (GO): nucleic acid binding
Source: RefSeq, a predicted model, not a curated record